Molecule: messenger RNA, 2082 nt
Organism: Paecilomyces variotii
Lineage: Eukaryota; Fungi; Ascomycota; Eurotiomycetes; Eurotiales; Thermoascaceae
Product: fungal-specific transcription factor domain-containing protein
Exons: 2
Coding region: 396-1982 (528 amino acids)
Biological process (GO): positive regulation of transcription by RNA polymerase II
Cellular component (GO): nucleus
Molecular function (GO): zinc ion binding; DNA-binding transcription factor activity, RNA polymerase II-specific; transcription cis-regulatory region binding
Source: RefSeq, a predicted model, not a curated record
CGAACCGCCAAACAGAUACCAGAAGGCCAGAACCCCGCCCAAGAUAACACAAUACUUAAUGAGCGGGAAACAAUCCCUGUCCUUUUUGUCUUCAUCCAACUAUUGUAGAAUGAUGAACCCAGCAAGUCUAUUUCUUUUCAAUAUCCCCAGAAAAGUGCCAAUUACGCCUGUUGAGGUGGUCGUCAAUGGUUGAGAUCGCUAUCGCAGCUCUUACUUACUCAACUAUCUGUUCGAUGAUCUCCUCACUGCUUUAUACCAGAGUCGAAAAUUCGCACUAGAUAGAUUGACAGCCAAUAACUAAAGCGCGACGAAUAAUAUUUCCCUCGAUCCCUCCUCAUGAGAGGGUCUCUCUCCUCGCAAAAGAUGAGCAGAAACACGAAAAUCCCUUGUCAACUAUGACAUCAAAGGCAUUAGCAACUCGACGUACACGAGAUGGAUGCUGGACAUGCAGAAAGAGGAAGAAGAAAUGCGAUGGGAGAGUCCCAGCCUGCCACAACUGCGAUAGGCUCGGUCUCUCAUGUGCUGGAUACACAGCCGAGAUCGUCUGGGAAGAUGAUCGACGACGCAUAGGUAUGAAGAGACGGGGUCCGAAAGGGAAUAAUGAACAAGUUGGUUCUCAACAUAGUGCUCUUCCGAUAACACAUUUGCGGACGUCUCAGGGGUUUGAAGCUCAGGGUAGAGGUCAAUCUGGGAACGGUCCUGGCUCAAUCAGCGAGAUUCCUCACGAUGAUAUCGACUCUAUAUUCGACGAGACACCAUUGAAUCAAAUCACUUUCCCUCUUCAUGAAUCCCUUCGAAUCAAUCCUCGACAUCUCAACCCAAAACAAGCACUUCUUUUCGACCGAUACAUAAACCGCUUCUCCAGAAUCUACCCCAGCUGCCAAACACCAUCCAAUCCAUUCCUUUCCAUCCUUCUUCCAAUGGCCUUCGCUAGCGAAACUAUCUUGACAGCUCUACUUGCCCUCAGUGGUGCCCAAACAUGGGGCGAUGAAUGGGACCAUCUCCAACAAGAAACACUCCGCGCAAAACAACGUACGAUCGAAAUCUGCCGAAAGACAUUAAGCAACAUCCACAAUGGAAUCUCCAGCCCGCAAGCUCUCAACCCCACAGCAAGUGCAGACUUACUAUGUCUAGUGACAUGCGUCACAAUCAUGCUGAUCUAUGAAAAGCUCUCCGGGGAAGAUCACCAGAACUGGAAGCCGCAUCUUGACUUUAUCAGUCACAUAUUCAAUAACGCAGAUAGGAUAUUUCCUCCCCAGUGCCGGAGCAGUGAGCAUUAUCGGUUCCUACUUCAUAUGUUUGCGUAUAAUGACCUUGUGGCUUCGACGUCGCUGCGGAUGAGGACAUUAUCGUGGUUUUAUAUCGAUAUGACUAACACUUCAGCAUCGACGGCAACACUAUCAAAUGAUGAAAUGUAUAGCGAUCAAUAUUACUAUCCAAGUCUAAUCGCACGGAUCAACAUCGGUGACCAAUCAGUCACAUUAUCCCAUAUCAGCAACUGGGACGGGAACCUGAACUGGUUUCCUAGUCAUUGUCUAGAGAAAUCUAGCGGAAUAUCGCCAGGAAUGGAGUCUUCGAAAUCCUCAGAUUACGAUAUCGCUGCAGAGAUUUACCGAGCGGCCGCCAUCAUCCACUAUGGCCACAUGAUCGGCUUUGAGAAUGAGCGAUUCCCAGAUUCCAUACAAGAAGAUAACGAUCCUUUCCACUAUCACCGUCACGCGAUCCGGCUGCUGAAUCUCCUACCGGCUCAUUCUCCAGUGGGAAAUAUCCUUCUCUGGCCGAUCAGUAUUAUUGCGCCGGACCUGAUGAGCAAGCACGUGCUGGAGCGAGAGUCGGCGGUUAGAGUACUGUAUGGGCUGGAAAAGCAUUUCCAGAUGCGACAUUUUCGUCGGGCGCGAGAGACUCUCCAAGAGAUCUGGCGUGCGAAGGACUGUGGGUUGAAUUCAAUGGCUAUCAUGCAGAGUUCAAUAUUGCAAGGUUAAGAGUCCAUGGUAAAAGUGGUUAGUCUGCUGCAUAUGUCUAAAUGAACUACUCUGUUUCAGUCUUACUUUGAGAAGUGCUCGGAAGAAGUUUGAAAGGGAA